This is a messenger RNA of Lucilia cuprina (Australian sheep blowfly), 4932 nucleotides long. RefSeq names its product NAD(+) hydrolase sarm1 (gene Sarm). The record is from RefSeq and is a predicted model, not a curated record. Lineage: Eukaryota; Metazoa; Arthropoda; Insecta; Diptera; Calliphoridae. Gene Ontology annotation, molecular function: NAD+ nucleosidase activity; signaling adaptor activity; protein binding. Gene Ontology annotation, cellular component: dendrite. Gene Ontology annotation, biological process: signal transduction; negative regulation of MyD88-independent toll-like receptor signaling pathway; response to axon injury. Bases 544 to 4614 code for a protein of 1356 amino acids. The transcript is spliced from 8 exons.
GUAUAAAAAGAAUUUGCACAUAGUUAGAAACAAAAAAGUAUAAUUGAAAUAAAAACAAAGAAAAAGUCAAAUUUUAAAUACAAAAUCAUUGAGUUUGAAUAAAUACACUUCCUUAAGCUAAUUUUUCGGCAAUAUUAUUUUUAAACAAUUUGAAAUUUUCUUACUUAUAAAUACAUGUGGUCAUCAAGUGUUAAAGAAAAUAGAAUAAAAAUAAAUCAAAUUAAAUUUAACUAAACUAAUAAAAAAAAUACUAAAAUAAAAGUAUUUUAAAAUAGCAAUGAAAUUUGUUUUUGACAAAACCUUCUAAAAGUGUCAAAAGGUCAAUUUAAAUUUAAACGAAAACAAGACAAGCGAAUUUAUAAAAAAAAAACAAAAGAGCAAAUAGAAGAGCAUUGGCACCGGAAGUAAAAGUCCGUUUUUUUUUUGAAGCUUUAAAAAAAUAAAAAAAUUAACCAAAAAUAAAAAUUUUGUUGAGUUUUUCAUUUAAAUAAUAUUGUUUUUUCUAAAAUUGAAAAUUAAUAAAAACAAGAUACAUAAAACGCCAUGAGUUAUAGAUUUCGCAAUUAUAUUGAACAAUUUGAGAAACGUCAAGCAGACAAUCAACAACAACACAGAAAAAACACUCAUAACAUGGAUAAUCCAAAAGCUCCUUGGCCUGUGCGCAAAGGGAUCUUUCGUUCGAGUGGUCAAUCGGAUUUUAUACCCACUCGUUCGCCCAGUCCCAUUGUGGAAAUGCCACUCUCUCCGCCUCCAGUAACAAAUAAUACACGAGCGUCUUCUCUUAGUCGUUUUGACAACAACUGUCCCUUUUCACCACCGCCCCAACCUAUACAGGUUAUACAGGGUCCUCCUGGACCCAUAAUGACUACGGCUGCCUCCAUGACCAGUAGUGCCAAAAGUGCACAGUCAUCAUCGUCAUCAUCCUCUUCUUCAAAAACUGCCUCAUCAUCUUCGUCCUCCUCGUCAGCACAAAGUAAAAUGUCCUCCCAAGCGUCCGCCGCCUCUUCUGCCUCUUCAUCAGCGCGUAUGUCGUCUGCCUCUGCCUCGGCCAGUAGUGCCUCGCGUUCAGAAGCUCUCUCUUUGCGUGCUGGAGAUGUAACUCAACAGGCUAGCAAUAACGUGGCCGCCGCUAGUAUUAAAGUUCAAAGUGAUACAUUUUCGGCUGACAAGAAGGCCAUCUCUCAGUCGCAGCAAUCACAGACAAUGACUUCGAAUGGCAUUAUCAGCCAGGAGAAACAUGUCUCUUCAGCCGCCCAGGCUAAUUACAGCAUGACCAGCAAGGGUGUAUCCAGUUCUGGCGGCAGUACCAUGAUCUCUUCCUCUUCACAAAUGUCCACGACAAAUGGUAAUCUUUUCAAAUUAGCCGAUUUUCGGCUGGAUGACCUUAUGCAGCUAAGUUCCACCAGUGGUCAGAAGGACAUCGAACAGGCCAUUAGCAAGUACUCCAAUAUGUUGACUUCAUGUGUUAACUCACUGCAGGAUAAGAAAGCAACCUCCGAUGAUACCAUGUAUUUGGAUAAAAUCAAUGAAGUUAUACGCAGAGCCUGGGCUGUGCCCACUCAUGGUCAUGAAUUGGGUUAUAGUUUGUGUAAUUCAUUGCGCAAUAGUGGUGGUCUAGAUUUGCUCAUGAAAAAUUGUGUCCAGGGAGAUAUGCAAAUCAAAUUUUCCUCAGCCAAAUUGCUCGAACAAUGUUUGACCACAGAAAAUCGUACUCAUGUGGUGGACAAUGGUUUGGAUAAGGUGGUUAAUGUGGCCUGUGUUUGUACUAAGAAACAAAGUACCGAACAUUCACGUGUUGGUACUGGUAUUUUGGAACAUCUCUUCAAACACUCCGAGGGCACUUGUUCGGAUGUUAUUAAACUGGGUGGUUUGGAUGCUGUGCUAUUCGAAUGUCGUACCAGUGAUGUAGAGACGUUGAGACAUUGUGCUAGUGCCUUGGCCAAUUUAUCAUUGUAUGGUGGCGCCGAGAAUCAGGAAGCUAUGAUUUUGCGCAAGGUGCCCAUGUGGUUAUUCCCUUUGGCCUUCCAUAAUGAUGACAACAUUAAGUAUUAUGCCUGUCUGGCCAUUGCGGUUCUAGUCGCCAAUAAGGAAAUUGAAGCUGAAGUUUUAAAAUCCGGCUGCUUGGAUUUGGUAGAGCCUUUCGUGACUUCCCACGAUCCUUCGGAAUUUGCCAAAUCAAAUUUAGCUCAUGCUCAUGGUCAAAGUAAACAUUGGCUACAACGUCUAGUGCCUGUGCUCAGUUCAAAUCGUGAAGAAGCCCGCAGUUUGGCAGCUUUCCAUUUCUGCAUGGAGGCGGGCAUUAAGCGAGAACAGGGAAACACCGAAAUCUUCCGCGAAAUAGGAGCUAUUGAGGCUCUUAAGACCGUAGCCAGUUGUCCCAAUGCUAUUGCCUCUAAAUUUGCCGCUCAAGCUUUGCGCCUUAUAGGCGAAACAGUACCCCACAAACUGUCGCAACAAGUACCUCUCUGGUCGGUCGAAGAUGUCCAGGAGUGGGUUAAACAAAUCGGCUUUGGACAAUUCGUCAAACAAUUCGAAGAAUCCCAAGUCGAUGGUGAUCUACUGUUAAAACUCAACGAAAAUAACCUCCGUGAUGAUAUUGGUAUUUUAAAUGGCAUACUGCUUAAACGUUUCGAACGUGAACUACAAAAUCUCAAACGUAUGGCUGAUUACUCAUCGAAAGAUACCGCCAAACUGCAUCAUUUCCUAUCGGAAAUUGGUCCAGAAUAUUGUACCUACACCUACUCAAUGGUUAAUGCGGGCAUUGAUAAAAACUCUUUGCCACAGCUAAAUGAAGAUAUGUUGAUACAGGAGUGUGGCAUUAAGAACUCCAUACAUAGACUGCGCAUUCUAAAUGCGGUUAAGAGUUUGGAAAAUACCAUACUCUCCUCAUCGGAGGAUAGUAUGGCCAAGACUUUGGAUGUAUUUGUUAGUUAUAGACGUUCAAAUGGUUCACAAUUGGCCAGUUUACUUAAGGUCCAUCUACAAUUACGUGGCUUCUCCGUGUUCAUUGAUGUUGAACGUUUGGAGGCUGGAAAAUUUGACAAUGGUUUGCUAAACAGUAUUCGUCAAGCGAAAAAUUUCGUUUUAGUAUUAACACCAAAUGCUCUCGAACGUUGUGUCGAUGAUAAUGAAUGCAAAGAUUGGGUACAUCGAGAAAUUGUAGCCGCUUUAAAUUCAAAUUGUAAUAUUAUACCCAUUAUUGAUAGUCAAUUUUUUUGGCCAGAACCCGAACGUUUACCCGAAGACAUGCGUAGUGUUUGUCAUUUUAAUGGUGUAACGUGGAUUCACGAUUACCAGGACGCCUGCAUCGAUAAGUUGGAAAGAUUUAUGCGAGGCGAAAAGAAUAUUGAUCGCAUAGCAGCUAUGACACCCGGUACGCCCGGUUCGACGGUGAAUUACCAAAGAAUGCACAGCAAUGAUUCGGAUUAUAGUGUGGGUGGCAGUAAUGCUGGCGGCAGUAAUUGUGGCACAGGCGGCAAUGGAGGAUCAUCGAAUGGCGGCGGACAAGCAGCUAAUCACCAGGCAAAUAGAUACCGGCAAUCAGCAUCACCGGCUCGUCAGCGUUUGGCAGCGGGCGGAGGCAGUUUAUUAAGCAGUUCGGGAAAGUUAGGCAGCACUGGUAGUCAGCUGAGUGUGUUUGGCCGUAAUUCAAAGCGUAAUAUGUUGCCACCCUAUCGCACUCAUCAAACAUCGGUUCAUAAGGCUUUACCUAUAGGUGGCUCCAUGCAAAAUGUUUCACCUUUAGCUUAUAAGCCUCCCAGACGAAGUUCUGCUGUGGGUAUAUGCAAUGAUAAUAAGGAUAAGGCUUCGUCUAACUAUAGAAGCCAUAGUGUAGAUGAGUUGCUGGAUAAUAGCGAAAGUACGGAUAAGAAAAUAGCAGAGGCUGCUGCCCUAGUCUCGGCUGGUAGUUUGGCUUUAACUAACGUGAGUUCCACUAGUACACUACAGCCCAAUGAAGAGUAUAAUUGUUCGACAGCUUCGAUAACAGAAUUAGCUAGCAGUCCAGUAUUAGUGCCACGCCGAGAAAAGUCAGCCAAUUUACCACCUAUUAAUCCUCAGCAUCGCAAAUCUCGCAGUCUUGAUCAUUUUCUUGAUGAACAAACUUUGGCUGCCAUAGUAGUACCACCCUCACCCACAGAGGGUACACAAAGUAUGCAAAAUCUUGCCACACUCAUGACACCCGAACCCAUACGUUCUAGUAUAGCUAAAGCCAUAGACAGCCUACCGGUGCGUGCCGCUUCAGUGCGUGACUCAAAAUCCAUAACACCCGAUCGUGUAACAGCCCUGCGUACUAGCCCCUCUAAUCGUCAGAGCCCGGAGGGUAUAAGUUCUACCGAAGAUGAACGUGAGGAUAGCCAAAGUGUAAAAUCUGUAAAAACGUCACAAAUAAAAGCCUCCGCCCCUAAAAGUCAGACAAGAGCAGCAGCCCAUAUACAUCGUGGCAAUAGUGCGAGUAGUGGACGUGUGGGUAGUGUGGCGGAUCAAACAAAUCGGGUAUCGAAAACUACUUCCAGCAGCUCUUUGGGCUCGACCAGCGGCUCUAAUAGUCCAAAUAAUAAAACCAUAUUCAAUCGUACGAUGAAAAAAGUUCGAUCGCUGAUCAAAAAACCUUAAAUUCUUAGUAUAAACGAAAGCUUUCUACAAUUUUUUAUUAUUACAAAAAAAAGCACAAAUAUGUCCUCGUCUGUGUGUCCUGCAAACUAAACCCAAAUCCUACAUCUUCAUCGUCAUCUCGAUCAUCAAAAGGCAAAGUUAAAUAAAAACAAACAAACAAAAAAGUAUUGAAACAAAUGUAUACGUGAUGUCAUGUGAAAACCAUCAAAUCCAAUGGGAAUAAGUUCCAUCAACCACCAAACUUUAAGCUCUAUGUUUCUUGUACAAUCCAAUAUUAAUUAAAUUUAAAUAUUAUUUCAUUAUAUUUUUCUAUUUAUU